CCUGCUCCGCGGCGCCCUCGCCGGGUGCGUGCCGCUCGCGCGCCCGCCAGCCAGGCUCUCCGCGCCUGCCGCCCGCGCCGCGCUGGCCCGGGCCCUCCCGCCCGCGCUUCAUGGCUGCACACGAGUGGGACUGGUUCCAACGCGAGGAGCUCAUCGGGCAGAUUAGCGACAUCCGAGUGCAGAACCUGCAAGUUGAGAGGGAAAAUGUGCAGAAGAGGACCUUUACUCGAUGGAUAAAUCUACAUCUAGAAAAGUGCAACCCACCUCUAGAAGUUAAAGAUUUAUUCGUCGAUAUACAAGAUGGCAAAAUCCUAAUGGCUUUGUUAGAAGUCCUGUCUGGGCGGAAUCUGCUGCACGAAUACAAAUCCUCAUCACAUCGUAUUUUUCGGUUGAACAACAUAGCGAAAGCACUUAAGUUUUUGGAAGAUAGCAAUGUAAAACUGGUUAGCAUUGAUGCAGCAGAAAUAGCAGAUGGCAACCCUUCUUUGGUUCUUGGGCUGAUAUGGAACAUAAUCCUCUUCUUCCAGAUUAAGGAGCUCACAGGCAACCUCAGCAGAAACUCUCCAUCUUCCAGCUUGUCCCCUGGCUCAGGGGGCACAGACUCAGACUCAUCCUUCCCACCCACACCCACCGCAGAGAGGAGCGUGGCAAUAUCGGUGAAAGACCAGAGGAAGGCCAUCAAGGCCCUGUUGGCAUGGGUGCAGAGGAAAACGAGAAAGUAUGGCGUGGCGGUGCAGGACUUUGCGGGCAGUUGGAGGAGUGGGCUGGCUUUCCUGGCCGUGAUCAAGGCCAUUGACCCCAGCCUAGUGGACAUGAAACAGGCCCUGGAAAAUUCCACACGAGAAAACCUGGAGAAGGCGUUCAGCAUCGCACAGGAUGCCCUGCACAUUCCCAGGCUCCUGGAGCCAGAAGACAUCAUGGUUGACACACCGGACGAGCAGUCUAUCGUGACUUAUGUGGCACAGUUUCUAGAACGUUUUCCGGAGUUGGAAGCUGAAGAUAUUUUCGAUUCAGAUAAAGAAGUUCCUAUCGAAUCCACUUUUGUUCGCAUCAAAGAAACUCCUUCUGAACAGGAGAGCAAAGUCUUCGUUCUGACUGAAAAUGGGGAGCGUACCUACACUGUUAACCACGAAACCAGCCACCCACCACCCUCCAAAGUCUUUGUCUGUGACAAGCCUGAGAGCAUGAAGGAAUUCCGCCUGGAUGGUGUUUCCAGCCAUGCACUGUCAGACAGCUCCACCGAGUUCAUGCACCAGAUCAUUGACCAGGUCCUGCAAGGGGGCCCAGGUAAGACCAGCAGCAUCACUGAGCCAUCUCCAGAAUCCUCCAUUUUAUCAUCCAGAAAGGAGAGCGGGAGGUCCAACUCUUUGCCAAUCAAGAAAACAGUUCACUUUGAGGCUGACACCUACAAGGAUCCUUUCUGCAGUAAGAACCUGUCCCUUUGCUUUGAAGGGAGCCCAAGAGUGGCAAAGGAAUCAUUGGAGCAGGAUGGACAUGUCUUGGCAGUUGAGGUUGCUGAGGAAAAGGAACAGAAACAGGAAUCCUCGAAGAUUCCAGAAUCCUCUGACAAGGUCCCUGGUGACGUUUUUUUGGUGGAGGGCACAAACAGUAAUUCUCAGUCUUCUUCCUGUAAUGGCGCUUUAGAGAGUACAGCCCGCCAUGAGGAAGAAAGUCACUCUCUUUCACCCCCAGGAGAAAAUACUGUGAUGGCCGAUUCCUUCCAGAUCAAGGUUAACCUGAUGACUGUAGAAGCUUUAGAGGAGGGAGACUAUUUUGAAGCCAUCCCAUUAAAAGCCUCAAAGUUUAACAGCGACCUAAUAGAUUUUGCUUCUACCAGCCAGGCUUUUAACAAAGUUGCUUCACCUCAUGAGACAAAAGCUGACGAGGAUGCUGAGGCUUUUGAGAACGAUGCUGAAAAACUGGGUAAAAGGAGUAUUAAAUCUGCUCCCAAAAAGAAGGAUUCGCCAGAGCCUCAAGUUAAGAUGGACAAACAUGAACCUCAUCAGGACUCCGGAGAAGAAGCUGAAGGCUGUCCUUCAGCCCCAGAAGAGACACCAAUGGAUAAAAAGCCAGAGGUGCAUGAAAAGGCCAAGAGAAAGUCCACCCGUCCUCAUUAUGAGGAAGAGGGAGAAGACGAUGACCUCCAGGGUGUGGGUGAGGAAUUAUCUUCCAGCCCCCCAAGCAGCUGUGUCAGCUUGGAGACCCUUGGGAGUCACAGCGAAGAAGGCCUGGAUUUCAAGCCCUCCCCACCCCUCUCAAAGGUUUCUGUCAUUCCCCAUGACCUCUUCUAUUUCCCACACUAUGAGGUUCCCCUGGCUGCAGUUUUGGAGGCUUACGUAGAAGACCCGGAGGAUCUAAAAAAUGAAGAAAUGGAUCUCGAAGAGCCAGAGGGCUAUAUGCCAGACCUGGACUCCAGGGAGGAGGAGGCCGAUGGCUCUCAGAGCAGCUCCAGUUCCUCGGUGCCAGGCCAGAGCCUCCCCAGUGCCAGCGACCAGGUGCUGUAUCUCAGCAGGGGUGGUGUGGGUACCACACCAGCCUUGGAACCCGCUCCACUGGCCCCCCAUGAGGACCACCAGCAAAGGGAGACCAAAGAGAAUGACCCCAUGGACAGCCAUCAGUCCCAGGAAUCCCCAAACUUGGAAAACAUAGCAAACCCUCUAGAAGAAAAUGUAAUGAAAGAAUCAAUCAGUAGUAAAAAAAAGGAAAAAAGGAAACAUGUGGACCACGUAGAAAGUUCACUAUUUGUAGCACCAGGAAGUGUUCAAUCCUCAGAUGACCUAGAAGAAGACACUAGCGACUACAGCCUUCCUUCCAGGACUAGUCACAGUGACUCCAGCAUUUACGUUCGACGACAUACUAAUAGGUCUUCGGAAUCGGAUCAUUUUAGCUAUGUUCAGUUGAGGAACGCAGCAGAUCUGGAUGACAGAAGAAACCGAAUGUUAACCAGGAAGGCCAACAGCUCAGGAGAAGCCAUGUCACUGGGGAGCCACAGCCCGCAGAGCGACUCCCUGACACAGCUUGUCCAGCAGCCGGAUAUGAUGUAUUUUAUUCUCUUCCUGUGGCUCCUGGUGUACUGCUUGCUGCUCUUCCCACAACUGGAUGUUAACAGGCUCUGAUACGUGUGUCUGGAUAAUAAAAAAGACAGGACCCUGAUCAGGGGCGGGGUUACUUCAUUUUAUUUUGGGUUCCGGGUAGGGCACUUCCACAGACAGUUGAGGACCUCUGAGGAAACUUAGACCCCCUUUCUUGCUAUUGUGGUUUUUUUUAUUAUUAUUAUUCAGGUUUCUUUUUUUUUUCUGGACGACCUGAGCAUGCUUUUUUCUUUGGCUGUGUACUCAAAACUCAGGCAUGCAGCUGGAUACGUAGGUGGGGUUUUGUCCUUGUGUGCCUUGCUGGGUUGGAUAGGGAGCAUUGUUAGUGAUCAUUAGCCCGCCUGGAUCUUAGCACACCCCACAUGCAGGUUCACACGCUGGAUGAACUCCAGUUUCUUACCUCUCAGAUGAAGGGCUGCUUGAAGAGAAAGAGGGUGGGCACCCCAGGCCGAGCCCCAGCUGGGAAGAAAGCUGCCACGUUUUCCUCCAGGCGUGGGUGUUUGAGAGAAGGUGCUGGGAUCCAUGCACCUGUUGCAGUCUGGUAACUAGUUGCAUUCACUAGGGGAAAUCCGAGCAGCCGGCUCUGUGCAAGCACAUCCGGGAAUGGCAGAAUCCAGGGAGGAAGGUGAAAGCGUGUUGAGAGCCAGUGUGUGCUCUUUUUCACCCCGGUUUUUUGUUGUUGUUUUUUUGUUUUGUUUUUUGUUUGAGGGGAGAUGCACUUGAAAUUCAGUUUUCCAUUGAUUGGAUUGAGAUAGAACCAUGAUUUUCAAACCAGAUCGCCAGGGCCCAUCAGGGCCCUAUAAAAGCCAUGAGGAGUAGCUGGGCUGGAAUCAGCUCCCAGCGGUGCUGGAGCUGGGUGGUGGGGCAGCUUCCUGCCCACGAAAGCUUUGGUGCACACCUUCCUCAGAAUGCAUGUCUUGGAACGGGCAUUCUUUGUCACUUGUAAUGGGUUUCUUGAAGAAGCUUUCUGGACAGCACUCCGGGAGCAGGCCAGCACAGGAGGUUUGUGAAAGAAGAGGCGUCUCUAGCACCCCUGCCACCAGUCUUCCUCCGCCCCGGGCUCCCUCUGCUCUCUCCUUCCUGCCAAGACUCAGGUCCAUGGUGAGUCUCUGCAUUGGUUCCUCCUCCCCUUGCUCUCCCCUUCAGAAAGCAUGUACCAGGCAACCCUUAUAAAAUCACACAUGAGUCAGGAGGGGACUCAGUGGGCAUCUUGUCUAGCUGAACCCAGAGAGACAGAGCAGCUUGACCAAGAUCAUAUAGCCAACCAGGGGCAGACUUGCAGUGAGCACACAGGCACCUGAUGCCCUGUCCAGAGCUGUCACCCCUUGUAGGAAACUUCCACCGGGCACACCAGUGUCCUGAGAAAAAGAUAAAAUGACUAGAUUAAAAUGUCCACAUUCAAACAAAACCAAAAAUUUUAGACCAACUAUCGACAUUUGUUUUGUUCUUGUAUUUUUCCCAUGAGGAAUUCUUAUUCACCUUCAAGCUCAUCCCUGAUUCCUUCUGAAACACCCUUGACAGCUGCAAGAGCUUGUCAUUUGACAUACCAGCGUCGCUGUUACUCCAGGAAUCACGUUUCUUUCUUUGCUAGCCAAGGACUUGCUCAUUUCAAGUGCUGGGUUUCGAGUUUACAGAAUUCCAGCAUGGCCAGAAGAAUUUACAUAGCACAUCUGAGUCGAUGACAGCCAAAAUCUGGCCUCUAAACCAGUCUGAUUAUAGUCUGUCUCCCCUCCUGAAAGAAUUUCAGCCGUCCAAGCAGAAAGCUGCUGGGAGCUUGGAGUGAUUCCAUCUGGAAGGCCAAGAGCCCCAUGGAAAAUGAGCUAAUUAAUGAGCUCCCUGGCAUCAAUGAAAGCUCAAAGGUACAGAUAAUAAAGAUUAUGUGAUAGUUUAUAACCCUGGGCACCAUGCAGUCCUCGCCUAAAUUAGAUGCUCGAAGAGCCUGGGAAGAGCCAACCCAAAUGUGAAUCAUUUCAUUUUAUGGGUCUAGACCUUGUUCAGAAAAACCUCUGCAGGAUACUUCUCUCACCUAUUACAACUUGUAAUAUUGUUUAAAACAUCUACUGGCAAGAUGCCUGAAAGUCAUUUGGUUCAGGUUGGCAGUCAACUGAUUUUUUGAAAAGGAAAAAAAAUCUCAUUUGAGUAUAGGCUUCUAUGGAAGAAGCUGGAUAUAGAAAAUGGAUGUGGAAGUCUGCAGGACAAACCACCCCAUUGCUUGUAAUUUUUUUUAAAUUAAAAGAAAUACAAUAAGGCUUUUAACAAGAACUAGCAGUCCCCUAAGUCUCACUGGUUAGAAGUAACCACUUUCAACUCCCUUAUGUUUGCAUUUCUACAUAACGUGCUUACACUUUAUUUUUUAAUUUAGAAACAUCUAUUGGCUUGCUGUCACAGUAGAGGAGGAUUUCACUCUUACCAUACCAUGCUUUGGUUUUCCAGUAUAGCUAGAUCACAUCAUUUAGUACAUUUCUAUUAGGUGUUGACAUUACCUGGAGCACUUAAGGAUUGUUGACUCCCAAGCCCAGCAGUGUGUUAUGGUUACAUGUCCUUUCUCCUCCAAAUGUCCCUCUUAAUUUGCUAUUCUCUCUCUUUAUUUAUUUAUUUUUUUGGUGUGGCACAUUCUUUAAUAACUUCCUGAGGAAGAGAACAUGGGAAGUAAAUAUGGUUGUAAAUAUUUUGUGAUUUUUGCAUGACUUAAGAUGUCUGUAUUCUGCCCUUAACAGAAAUGUGGCUGAGCAUAGAAUGACAGGUGGAAAAUAAUACCCUUCCCUAGCCCCUCCCAAGCGUGCUGGUUGAGAUUUCUGAUGCCAUUCUGAUUCCCAUACCUUUAUAUGUGACUUAGGUUUUUUUAUCCACCCUUCCUGGAAACAUUUAAGAUCUCUUUAUCCUUGGUGUUCUGAACUGUCAUGAUGGUGGUGUAUCCUGGGUGUUAAACCUUGUGCUGGGCCUUCAUGGGAAAUUUCUUAAAUUUUCUUGUGAUUACUUACAUUCUUUCUUCCUGGACCACCUAUUAUUUCAAUGUUAGACCUCCCUACCCCCAGGCUGAUGCUCUAAUAUUUUUUAUCUUUUCUAUUUUUCAUCUAUGUUUCUGCUGCUUUCAGGAAGAAUUAUUCAUUUUUAUCUUCCCAAUCUGAAGGUUUUAUUGAAUUUUUAUUUUCCAAAUUAGCAAAACCUUUGGUCAUUAUCCUGUCUUUGUUUUCUAGUGUCCAGCUCUUGAUGCGUGGAUGCAGAUUUUGUCUCUCUGUGGACGUUAAUGAUUGUGGUCUGAAGGGAAAUUCUUUUCUGCUCCCUGUGUUGCCCUCAUUUUCUCUGAGUUCUCUUUAUUUUGCUGGUCUCAGUCUCUGUCUUUCACGUUGUAAAUUUUUCUCAAAUAUCUGGUGAUCCUGUGGAUCCGUUCGUGUUUAAGAGUGAGGCAUCCAAAAGCUGAUUGGAAGUUUGUGUGCCAGCUGGUGAGCUUUUCCACUAGGGUCACCAGGUGGGCAACUGGACUCAUCAUUGGAGAAUGCUGCCUGUCAAUAUUUGCAGGUGUUUUCUCUGGGGCUCAUUCUGUUUCUUUAGAGAUAUUCCCACUACUCUCCUUCCUGGGAAACAGGGGUAUACACAGGGCUUUUAGCCUACGCUAAGCCCUCAUGUGGUUUCAAAAACGGUGUCCCAUCUGGGCAGAAGCCCCCAUGAGCACUUGGCUUGACUGGCAGAGGACACCUUUUGCCCCUUCCUCCAGACAUACCCAGCCCUGAGCUUGGACAAUGCUUGAGGAACAAUGAAAAGGCUAGAUUUUAACUCCUAAUUGCCCUCUUUAGCCAGGUGCCUCUGUGCAAUGCACAAACUUUAGGGUCAUAUCCAGAGACCCUGGUCUAUACUCAGUGUGCCCGAGUCCUGACCACUGAGCAGGCAGCCUCAUCACCUGUGAGUAUUUAGACUUUCAUUAAGUUGCUUCCACCUUUGCUGUGCCCGGUGUCCCUGAGUCAGAGCUGCUCUGAUUUCUCCAUGGAGUAGGAGCACAGUGGUCAUCUGGCUGCAUGGGAAGGACAGGGGACAUCAGAGCCAAUAAAUGCCCUGGUCUUCAGCCCCAUGUCUCACCCCAUCCCUCCCAUUCCAAUCCCCAAGCCUCUCCUGGAGGCCACAGGGCAUCUCUGCUAACCACUGUGUGGCCUCCCCUCUGCAAGCAUGUGGUUUUAGGAUCCCCUACCUUGCUCACUUCUCCGUCAGUUCCAUUCCUGCAUAAAUAGAUUGCUAGCUCUUGCUUACUGUUCUCUUCUGUAUCCCUCUGUGUUCAUGGUUGUAUUAAUAUAACUUUCAUUCCUCUGCUCCUAUUUUCAUGGGGUUUCAUGAGGGAAGAAACGGGCUCAUGUGUUCAGUAUACCACCUUGAUCCGUAAACCCAAUUUGAGUUUUCUCACUGGUUGCUUAGGGGCCUUGCUGCUCUGACUGGUUUGUGAAUGUGCCCUGAGUCCAGCUGGGACUGUAGCAACAUUCAUCCUGUUGAGCUGUGGUCUGCUAAGUGAUUUUGUGUAAUGCUAUGCCAAGUGCAGGAGAGGGUUAAAUAGCAUGGCUAAGCUCUGCUUGAAUGCCAUGAUUAGUUAUUACCUUCCUUCCUUCCCCCUGGUUUUGCUGCCUAUUGUCAGUAAAUGAUCUUAGAUCUCCUGCCUCCCCAAAGAUAUAGUCUAUGUGGUGGUCUGGGUCCUAGGUUUUCUUUACCACCCUUGCUUCAUUUAAGAAACAGAAAACUGGCUAGGCACAGUAGUGGCUCACACCUAUAAUCCCAGCCCUUUGGGAGGCCAAGGCAGGAGGAUCGCUUGAGGCCAGGAAUUCAAGACCAGCCUGCACAACAUAGCAAGACUCCAUCUCUACAAAAAGUUAAAUUUAAAUUAAUGGUGGCAUACACUUAUAGUCCCAGCUACUCAGGAGGAUGAGGCAGGAGAAUUGUUCGAGCCCAGGACUUCAAGGUUACUGUGAGCUAUGAUCCUGCUAUUUCACUCCAGCCUGAGUGACAGAGCGAGACCCUGUCUCAAAAAUAAACAAGUAGUCCACACAGGUGUUUGCCAGCAAACAGCACGGAUUCUCUGUUGAAUGUGGCCAACAUUUCCUCAUCGAAGUUUGUAUCUUGCCAUAGUUGAUGAUCAGGUGGUCGGGGCUUCCUGGUCAGACCUGACCUUUGUGGGGAGAUGUUCUCCCACCAAGGCUUGGAAGCAGGACACUCUCGCUGCCCCCUGGGCAGCACCCAGAACAUGGGCUUCUCCAUUUCUGAGGUUCAGCGUAGUUCCCCCCACCCUCUUCCCAUGCAGUGCAUGCCUGCUCUUUGUCAGGAUGGAACAGAGGGAAGGCAGACGCACUGGGGGCAGCCUGUGUAGUUGAUCUCUGUAAGUCAUAGACUGUUCAAAAACCUCAGGAAUUAUGUAAGCGUUCACUGCCUCAUUUAAGAGAUGAAAAACUGAAGAUUAGAAAGAGGAAACGACUAGUCGCCCUGCUAGUUGAUGGCCUCCAGAUAGCCAUCUUCAUUCCCAGUUAAGUUUACUACAAAAGCACAGCCUCAGCUGCUGAAGCUAACCUCCCCCCCACCAUCGCUAGGGACUCAGAACACCAUGGAGCUCAUCUCUCCAACAAAAGUCAGAAUUAGCAAGUACAGAUGUGUCUUACGAAAAUGUCAGAAUCCAUCAUGGCUGCUUUGGUGAGGAGCUGUUCUCCUGUGGUCAUGCCAUUGGAAGGCAGUUGUAUGCCAAGAAUGCUUUCACAUGAGCUCCGAUUUUCUUAACUCUCCAGAAGGACUUCAGAAGCCUUUGGAGUUUUGAGACACGGCCUCUCUCUCCCUUCUGCUUGGAGACACCUUCCUGGGGGUCUCCACUGCAUUCCCUGCCAGUAUUGCUCUGUGGAGCCUUGUGCCCUCAGGUCCCAGAAAUGGGCUGUGUGGGAGCUUCCAGUCAGCCUGGUAUCUCGGGACCUUCUCAGCCAGGAAAUGAGACUGCACAAAGCCCUGCGAGGCCCAGGUGUGUUAUUUCUCCUUCCCCGACAUUGCAUAAUCACUGCUGACACAGCAUUUGGGGAAGAUUUAACGUCUUGGGCCAGCAGCUGCCAUCUGGAACCAUCACCACAUAGCAGGUUGUUCUGUCCCAUCCAACUGGUGAGGGGGCCGCCCUAAUGACAAGGUCCAGGACCUGGGUUGGGUGGUGGGAGGCUGGGAGCUGGCAUGGGCGUUAUCGUGCUUCUUUGCUGAAAAUUGCUAUGGCUCUUUUCCCCUAACAGCCAGCGUGGGAGAGCCAAACAUGAGACACAAGCAUCCCCUUGAGUGCCACAGAUCUUGCGCCUUGCUCUCAUCAGGCAUUUCCUUGGAGAACAGCAGUCAGCACCUCAUGGAAGUGAGCCCGGUGCAUGGACUUUGCAUGGACUUUGCACAGGUUCCAUUUCCAUUGUGUGCAGACACCUGUAUCUUUGGGCUCCACGUUAGCAUCUGCCCUCUUCACUCUGAUUUUUUUUUUAAGAGACAGCAUCUUACUCUAUCACCGAGGCUGGAGUGCAGUGGUGUGAUCACAGCUCACUGCAGUGUGAAACUCCUGGGCUCAGGCAAUCCUCCUGCCUCAGCCUCCCAAGUAGUGGUACUACAGGUGCAUGCCACCACACCCACCUAAUUUUUUAUCUUUUAUAGAUACAGGUCUCACUGUUGCUCAGGCUGGUCUCAAACUCCUGGCCUCAAGUGAUCCUCCUGCCUUGGCCUCCCAAAAUACUGGGAUUAUAGGCAUGAGCCACUGUGCCUGGCCUUCACUCUCAUUUUUUUAAAGAGCCCUACAGUGACCUUCAGAUCUUGUCAUUUCUCUACCAUUGUGUGUGAGACAGGGCAUGGGGUGAGCUUGGUUAGGUGUGGGUCAAAAACCUGGAGACUCAGAGCUGCUGGUUCCCCGAGAGCCCACAAAAGUUAUCAGAGUUUCUAAGCUGAGUGUUCUGCAAUUGCCAGACCCCACAAUGCUGGGAAUACUGGCUUCUUUGUGUUUAGAACUUCUUCUGAGAACCUUGAUGAGAACACAUCAAGCAAGCAGUUCCUCCCAGCCAGGGCUGGAGCAACAUGCCAAAAAACAUUCUUGUCUAUGGGAAAAAGACAACCAGUAUUUUGUGCUGUUUGACCAAGUUGUUUUUAAAUAUACACAUGCCUCAACAAUCCACGGCCUCAAUCGCACUGCUAAUUUGUUUAAAUCCCUGACACUCAGAUGUCAAGACUAGCUUCAUCUAGCAGUGUUCUCUUUAAAGGAACCCUUUUUUUUUGUUUUCAUUUUAAUCACUGCCUUCUUCUCUGGGAGGUAUUGUGGGCUAGAGAAAGAAGUCAGGUUUGGGAGUCAGCCAGAUUUAGAUUGGAGUCCCAGCUCUGUCACCAGAUCUCUGGGUGAUCUUGGCAAACUAACUUCUGAGUUUCUGUGCAUUAUAGGCAUUCAGCACAUAUUUGUUGAAUGAAAAAUACUUUUCUUGAAAGUUUAUGAAGUUGUAGGAUGCCCAGCAGCCCCUUUUCUCUAUUUCCUUCCUCUUGAAGCAAGCGUUGACUAUACCUCUUUCCCUAACCCUCAGUUUACCAUAGCCUCUUCCAACCUCUCUCCAAUCCAUUACUUUUUUCCGAGCUACCCUGUCUCAAAUCUAACUCAGGCCUUUUUGCAAGAGGAAGUUUAAGCCAUUGUUUACUCAUUAACUCACUUGACCCUUAGAACAAUCGUGGGAGGUGUUUAUUUCGGAAAGGAAGCUAAAGCACAGGACAGAAAAAUAACAAGGUCAUAGAGUGAACUAGUAAGUAGCAGAACCGGGAACAUAGGACUCUUAUUUUCAAACACUCUAAACUUCACUGCAGUUGCAAAUGCGCAACCAAAAUGGCCGCCUUGAAAGGAUCUUUUGCAGUAAAAUCUCAGUGUCCAACAUCAAAGACAGUUCUUCAGGACCUCCAAUUAACUAUACAUCCUGCCCCCAGCUGCUCAUCUCUGCACCUCUGACACGUACUUCUCAGAGUAGGAAAUUGGGCUUUCUCCUUCAACAAGAAAAGUAGAGAAGGCCUGAGGACAGUGUAAUUAAAAUGGAGAAGUAGAGACCAUGAAUUACUUGGAUGAAUUCAUAACUGGUUGGUCUCUGAGGCAGGGAUUAUUAUUUUUCCUGUUUUUAAGCUUAAAAGUAGUGAUUUUUGCAUUGUUACAAAAAACAAAAUAGCAAAAUAUCAUUUGAUACUUGUAUUCUGUUUGCAAUAGCUACCACUUCCUUUAGCCCCAGCAAAAAUCAAUAGGUAUGUAUUCUCUACAAGCCCAUGCUGUGCCAGAAUGCCAGUAUUGCUAAAUGUCAUGCAAGUAUUUAGACACUUUUUUAAAGGAAACUCUAGGAGUGCCUGUUCUCUGGAGAGUUGACAUUGUCCAAAGUAGGCCAACACUGGUAUGGGUAUGGAGAACCCACGUCCUAGCUCUGGAUCACCUGCAGAUGCCUUGAAUUUACCCCUCUGGGUUGGAAGUGGGAAGACUUCUUUUAAAAGUCCUUUCUAGGUUUAAAAAUCCAAAGGUUACAAAGGUAGUUUUUAUUUAUCUCAAUAAGUGGCCUAUUUGCUUAAAGCAAGCGUACCUCUGUAUAUAACCCCAAAGCUUAGGGCAGUGUUUCUUGGCUUUAGUAUCUGAGAAAGGUGCCUUUGGGAAGAGUUUGGUCAAACAGAAGGUAGUCUGAAUCUUAAAGGUUUCGGAUGAAUGUUUGAAGUAGAACCUGGGAAAUCUGCUUCCUAGGGCUGUUAGAACUAAAUUGGUCUCCUUAAAUUACGUCAGCAUCUGAGACAGUUUCCUAAGGGAAUUUCUUUUAAAUUCAAAAGUUCAACUGCAGGAAUAAAUAGCUGUACAGGACUAGAUCUUCCUAUCCCUCAUCUUUUCCCCUUCCCCGAGGAACGACUCAAAAAGGCUCCUGAAAUUCUACUUAGAAUUGGAGCCAUUUGCAUUCCAACAAGGAUCCCUUAAGCCAAAGGCUGGCGUGUUUGUGUAGAAUAUCCCUGGGGUAGGGGCGGUAGCUGCGGGGAGGGAAUGUGGUGCAGGGGACACCUGCCCUCUGCCCUUGAAAUUGCACCAUAAGAUGCUGCCUAUGUCACUCACAGUGGUGCUGAUACUAUCCGCCAAAGACAAAUUGUGAACAUGGAAAAAUGGUCGUUCCUUACUGUACAUCCUCAGGACAAACUACUAAACUUGGAGACAGGAGAUUGUUCAGACCAUAUUGUAGUGGGUGGUGAUCAUUGUUUUAUUUUGGGGGAGUCUGGUCUAUCGGGCAGAUUUAAUGUUUCCCUAUUGUGCAGGGCUUAAUUGACUAUGUCUGAAAGUUUUUACUGAGAGCUCUAAGAAAACUAUUGAGAUAAAUGAAAUGUUAUUUUGUAGUACAAGGAUUAUUUUUGUCUAUUUAGGAUAUACAUAGCUGUAGCUUUGUAAAAAAAAAAUCUUUGUAAAAAAUAUAUGAAUGUGCCGUCCUAUUUAUUGAUUACUGUAAAUUAAGAUAUAAAUGGCUAUUUGCAUAAUUUAUACCUGUGGGAAAUUAACUGGAGUAUUUGUUAUUUGACUGUUUUCUAUUAAGGAAUAUUAGGCUUGGUGCUAUGAUGAAUGAUCUUGUAAAAUUAUAUGUAUUCUUAAGAAAAUUUUUGAAUAUAAACUUCUUGAACUGA
Molecule: messenger RNA, 12725 nt
Organism: Nomascus leucogenys (northern white-cheeked gibbon)
Lineage: Eukaryota; Metazoa; Chordata; Mammalia; Primates; Hylobatidae
Source: RefSeq, a predicted model, not a curated record